AUGUCUGUGCAGAGCCUCAUCGAGGCCUUAAGCUUUCCUUACCAUGAACCUCGGCAUGGUUUCUGGGGAGAGAAAACUUCUACAUUGAACUUUUGCGAGGAGGACUACGUUAUGAGUUACUAUUGUGCCGAAGUCUGCAAUACCUUCACCAAUGCUCUCUUCGUAUGGCUAGGCCUCAAAGGCAUCCGAGGGUGCAUAAAAUAUUCACACCCUCUGAUUUUCGUUGUCACUUUUGCUGGAUACAUAGUGGUCGGCCUAGGGUCUACCUUUUUCCAUGCUACUCUUAAGUAUCCUAUGCAACUAGUGGACGAACUUGCCAUGAUUUAUACGACCUGUUUCAUGUGCUUCGCUACGUUUACAUACGGUAGAUCUAUUCGCUUUUCCUCCCUCCUUGGUACCGGCCUUCUCUGGCUUUCGUGGUUUAUAACUACAAGAUAUUAUAAAACCAAGGAUCCUCAAUUCCACCAAGACGCCUAUGCGGUAUUGACCGCCACGGUGGUCUUCUCUAACAUGUGGAUUAUGGAGCGAACACUCCGGCCGGCCCUAAAGGCGAGAGAAGAAGGUAGAAAACGAGAAGCUCGCGCUCCGAGGUUACCGACAACCAAUGAGAUGAUAAGACAGAUGUGGGUCUUGGUUGCAACAGGGCUCAGCAUAUUCCUCGGUGGUUAUCUUAUCUGGAACUUGGAUAAUAUGUACUGCAAUACGAUUCGUAAAUGGCGGCAUCAACUCCAGCUUCCCUGGGCAGUCGUCCUUGAAGGUCAUUCUUGGUGGCAUUUGAUGACUGGAAUAGGUGCAUACUUCUACAUUGUCUGGCGCAUUUGGAUCCACCGCUGUUUAGACGGUGAUGAGGAUAAAUUUCAACUUGUCUGGCCCUCGAUCUUCCGGAUGCCAGAAGUAGUCGCCCUAGAGGACGUAACGGAUAAGAAAAAGCAAUAG
Messenger RNA from Daldinia childiae, 936 nucleotides. Its product is annotated as Alkaline ceramidase 3. Gene Ontology annotation, cellular component: endoplasmic reticulum membrane. NCBI's taxonomy places the organism in Eukaryota, Fungi, Ascomycota, Sordariomycetes, Xylariales, Hypoxylaceae. The coding region runs from base 1 to 936 and encodes 311 amino acids. The transcript is spliced from 8 exons. The record is from RefSeq and is a predicted model, not a curated record. Gene Ontology annotation, biological process: ceramide catabolic process; ceramide biosynthetic process.